AAUCUGAAAUGGCUGAUUUGUUGUGAGAGGAAAAUACUGUUUAGUAGCUGAUAAGCCGGCUGAAUAAGCUGAAGCGAACAGCUCCAGCCAAACUGGUGAAAUAAAAGGUGUGACACUGCGAUCACACCGGACACAGCUAGCACACUCUUCAGUUAUAAAACUUGAGGCCAGAAAGGGCACGGCACUUCUCCGCGGAAGCCAUCGCUGGUCACCGUGUCCGCCCACCGGCCGCACCCCGGAUGGCUUCCCGCGACGCAGCCGCCGACGAGGUCGCCGUCGAGCUCCUGCCGUUCAUCCGCCUCUACAAGAGCGGCCGCAUCGAGCGCCUCAUCGUCGACGACACGGUCCCCGCCUCCCUCCACGACGCUACCACCGGCGUGGCCUCCAAGGACGUCACCAUCGACCCCGCCAACAACGUCUCCGUCCGCCUGUACCUGCCGCCGGCGGCGGCCGGCGCCGGCGGCAAGCUGCCCGUGGUCGUGUACUUCCACGGCGGCGGCUUCAUGGUCGAGUCGGCCGCCUCCGUCAGCUACCACCGCUACCUCAACGCGCUCGCGGCGCGCGCCGGCGCCGUCGCGGUGUCCGUGGACUACCGCCGCGUGCCCGAGCACCGGCUCCCCGCGGCCUACGACGACUCGUGGGCGGCGCUCGCGUGGGCCGUCGCCGCCGUCUGCGGCGGCUCCGCGCCCGGCGGGACGACGCCGGAGCCGUGGCUGGCCGAGCACGGGGACCCCACCCGGGUGUUCCUGGCAGGGGACAGCGCGGGCGCCAACAUCGCGCACAACGUCGCCAUGCGCGCCGCCGCCACCGGGGGCCUCCCGGCGGCGAUCCGGGGCGUGCUGCUGGUGCACCCCUACUUCUGGGACGCUUCGGACGCCAUGGGGCCCGCGCUGGAGGAGCGCAUCCGGCGCGAGUGGCGGUUCAUGACCGGGAACCCCGGCGCCGCGGUGGACGACCCGAGACUGUCCCCGACGUCCGCGGGGGCGCCGCCGCUGGCGCUGCUGCCGACUGCGCGCGUGCUGGUGGCCGUGGCGGGGGUUGACUUCCUGGCGACGAAGGGGCGCGCGUACCACGCGGCGUUGCUGGCCAGCGGGUGGAGCGGCGAGGCCGAGCUGGAGGACACGCCCGGGGUGGACCACGUCUUCCACCUCGUGCGGCCGGGGACGGAGGCGGCCGAGAAGCUGAUGGAUCGUGUGGUGGCUUUCAUAGCUCGUGCUUGAUGGCACGCCAAAGUCCCGAUGCGAACUUGCGUGAUCCGUGUCAAUGUGGAAUGUGGAUGUGGACAAAUAAAGGAGUUGGCUUCAACUUUUUUUUUUGCUUCAACUUUAAAGGGGUGACAAGGUGUUGUUUUUCGUUGGGAUUGUCUACACAGUUUUUUAUUUCCGUCGGACCAA
Messenger RNA from Setaria italica (foxtail millet), 1394 nucleotides. Its product is annotated as tuliposide A-converting enzyme 1, chloroplastic. Gene Ontology annotation, molecular function: hydrolase activity. The record is from RefSeq and is a predicted model, not a curated record. The transcript has a single exon. NCBI's taxonomy places the organism in Eukaryota, Viridiplantae, Streptophyta, Magnoliopsida, Poales, Poaceae. Bases 240 to 1220 code for a protein of 326 amino acids.